CUGUACAGAGCACUAGAUGUGCUUCUCGAUGCAAUCGCAGCCUUUGCUUCGAUCCGGAACGUCUUCUUCACUGAUCGCACUGAGGAUGCUAUCAUCAACAACUCGUUCCUCAAUCCCAAACCCUAGCUUACAUCGCACCAUGAAAACGUCCUCUGCAACUCCUUCCAAGUCUCCAACCCUCCCUCUCUUUGAAAACCCUAAUUUUUCUCUCUCCAAUUCACCCUAUUCUCAAACCAUCACACUAUCCAAAUGCUUCUCUGCAACCGCACACCCCAUUACCGUUUGUAAUACGGAACAAGAAACGAUUGACUCGGAUCCACAGUCUCUCACGGUCGUGUCCUUCUACAAGUUCGCAGAUUUUCCAGACCACGCCAACAUACGAAAGCCCUUGAAGGAACUCUGCGAAGAACUGCGUGUUUCAGGUGGUAUUAUUCUUGCACCAGAAGGAAUCAAUGGCAGCAUAUGUGGGACACGUGAAUCAGUGAAAAGAGUUCUUGGAUUCAUUGAAAGUGAUAACCGUUUGAAAGGGCUUAGACAAGUGGAAUCGCCUGUAAGUCCUGAGGAAGAAGAUAUCCAUCAUGGACACAGUAGCAGUUCUCCUCUUGCAGCAGGCGAAGAUGCUCCCUUUCGUUGGGAUCAUGUGAGGGUCAAGUUGAAAAGCGAGAUAGUUUCUCUUGGACUGCCUACCGUGUCACCAAUUGAAAGAGUUGGAAAAUAUGUAAAUCCAAAGGAUUGGAAUUCAUUGAUUAGUGAUCCAGAUACAGUAGUGAUUGAUGUGCGCAAUAAUUAUGAAACUAGAAUUGGGAAGUUUAAAGGAGCAGUUGAUCCGUGUACCACUGCAUUUCGGGAGUUCCCAUCCUGGGUGGCAGAUCAGUUUCAACUUAGUGAAAAAGAAGGCCAGGUGGAGUUGAAUGGUUCAACCAGAAGUACCACAUCACAUGGAGAGAAUGGACGUGAAAUGCCGCCUCGGGUUGCUAUGUACUGCACAGGUGGAAUCAGAUGUGAGAAAGCUUCAAGUUUUCUCCUCGGCAAAGGUUUCAAAGAGGUUUAUCAUCUGGAAGGUGGGAUUCUGAAAUACCUGGAGGAAAUCCCAGAGUCUGAGAGCCUUUGGGAAGGUGAGUGCUUUGUGUUUGACAAGCGAGUUUCGGUUGAACAUGGGUUGGCACAGGGUACUUUCAAGCUUUGCUAUGGGUGCAAGCAACCUGUGAGUGAUGCGGAUAUGGAAGCUCCAGAGUGGGAGUAUGGAGUUUCUUGUCCACACUGUUACUCUUCGAAAUCUGAACUAGAGAAAGAGAGGGCAAGAGCUCGACAAAGGCAAUUUGAGACAUGGGGUGUUAUUGGUGGUCCAGAUAAGGGUCGCCCACCACCAAAAACAACGGACACUGAAAAAAUUGUCACCCCGGUGUCAAAUUCAGUAUAAUUCUCUGAAAGAUGGAAACACUAAAAUAGAUCCAGUUAGGAAUUCGUUUUCAAUUUUUGACUGAUGUCCAUGCCUGGAAAAUGAGUUGUAAUGAGCGGAUGUGAUCUCAUUUCUGAUGACUUCUCUGCCCCGCGUUUUUUUUUUCUUCGAGAUAGUUGAUUUUAAACUUGUAUUCUAGGUUAGUGACAUUAAUUUAAAAUUUGACCUUAAUUCUCA
Molecule: messenger RNA, 1636 nt
Organism: Cornus florida
Lineage: Eukaryota; Viridiplantae; Streptophyta; Magnoliopsida; Cornales; Cornaceae
Product: rhodanese-like domain-containing protein 7
Exons: 5
Coding region: 17-1420 (467 amino acids)
Source: RefSeq, a predicted model, not a curated record